Melopsittacus undulatus (budgerigar) is the source of this 5345-nucleotide messenger RNA. RefSeq names its product pleckstrin homology domain containing O2 (gene PLEKHO2). Lineage: Eukaryota; Metazoa; Chordata; Aves; Psittaciformes; Psittaculidae. Gene Ontology annotation, biological process: macrophage apoptotic process. The transcript has 6 exons. The record is from RefSeq and is a predicted model, not a curated record. The coding region runs from base 226 to 1941 and encodes 571 amino acids.
GCUGCUGCUGCUGCUCCCCGAGAAGUUGGUGCGGAGGCGAGAGCCGCGGAGCCCGGCUCGGUUCGGCUUCACCCUGCUCGUCCCGUCCCGUCCGGUCCCGUCCAGGCUCGGCCCGGCUCGGCUCGGCUCGGCUCGGCAUGCCCGCCUGCCCGGAGCCGAGCAGGGCAGCGGGGCGGCGGCGCAGCCCCUGAGCGGGCGGCGAGGAGCGACCGGCCCCGGCCCGCCAUGGAGCAAGAUAUAAAGGAGGAAGUCUCAGAGAAACCAAAGCCUGCUCCAACCGCAGAGAAGUACGGCUGGAUUAAGAAAAGCAGCGGGGGGCUCCUGGGAUUAUGGAAGGAUCGUUACAUCCAGCUACGGAAAACACAGCUCGUGGUCUAUGAGGACGAGGACGAGCAGAAGUGCAUAGAAACAGUGGAACUAGAGAGUUAUGACAAGUGCCAGGAACUGCGAGCGCUACUCAAAAGGAAAAACCGUUUCAUUUUGAUCCGCUCCCCGGGUAAGAAGGUUCAUGAUAUCAAAUUUCAAGCUCCAACUUUGGAAGAAAAGGAAUCGUGGAUAAAAGCUCUUAAUGAAGGGAUCAAUAGAGGCAAAAACAAAGUAUUUGAUGAGGUGAAAGUAGAUCAGAGUCUUUCCUUGGACCAUGUAACUCGGGACAGAGUGAAAAUGACCCAAGGGCGCAGGCCACCCACAAGAAGCCACCUAAAGGAGGCUGCCAAGUCUACAUCAGAUGGCAUCCUGCGAUUAGAUCUGGAUAUAGUGGACAAUGGACCACCAAAAUUUGCUUCCACUAUCAGUGAAGGUGACAAUGAGCCACCUCACAAAGAGACUCCAAAGCCACCUAUGCCACCUACAAAACCCACUGGCACAAAAGAAAACCAAGAUGCAGAGAACAAUGGUCUUGACCAGGAGCAUAAAAAGCCUCUGUCUCCUCCACUGCCUCCAGAUAAGAAGCUUAAGGAAAGCCUAACAUCAAAGGACAGUGUAGAUGGCAAGCAAGAGGACUCUGUAAGCCCAGAGGAGAAUGUGGAAGGAUCCCAAGGAACAAGUGAGGAGAACAGAGAGAACCUCAUUGAGGUCAGCAACAGGGGCAUAGCAAAAGCACCGAUUCCUCUUCCUAAGAGCAUAUCAGACAAGCUAAAAGUAGCUUGGGACCAACCAGUCUCUGAGCUUAAAACCACGGAAGAUUUGCAAUCAUCAGGAGACAGCAGUGAAGACAACCUUGCUGAGAUUGCUGCUGGAGAUGUUGCAAAGCCUCCUGUCCCUCCUAAGGUUCUGUCGGAACAAAUGCUAGCCACAGUGAACUCCAGCCAUGGGGACCUGGAAUCCAGGGGCUGGGAAGACAGGGAGUCCUGCAGCUUCAAGCCCCCAGUAAAUGGGAUUGCAGACAGUGAUGUAGCAGAGCUCGCAUCCCCAGCAGUUGAAACUGAAGGAGGAAAUGGGAGAACCUCUGCCGAGAAGGAACAGCAAACUUCAGCAGAAGAGACAGAGACUUCCUUAGCUACAGAAGCACACCAUGAGAGUGUAAAAGCAGCUAUUGAGAAGAAAGAGUCUGUAGAAAGCACUUUGUGUCUCAAACUUCGCAGUUCUUCUCUGGGAGACUUGCUGUCCGAUUCCAAAACUGCACAGAGAGCACAUCCAGGCCCAGCUUUCCUGAAGGAUUCCCAUCAAUGCUUAGCUAAAAUGGAGGAGAAAGUGGCUAACGAAAGGGAAAAGGCAGAGAAACUGCUGCAGAAGGUUUUACGUGAAGGGCUGGAACAGGCCCAGGAGGGGAAUGGACCCCCAGUGAUGGCAGAGACAUUGCUCAACGAGGCAGUAGAACAGCUUCGGCAAGCUACACAAGUUCUGCAAGAAAUUAAAGGUCUUGGAGAACUGAAAAAAGAAGCAACACAGAAAGAAAAGCAGAAGGAUCUAGUGACUCUCUAUAGGAGAAGUGCACCCUGACAUACUCUUCAAAGAGAUGUCGUUCUCCAAAACAGAGCUAAACAUUUGCCAUUUACGACUUGUACCGUUGCUAGGCCAGUGUUUAAAAGGUGGUGUUUUGCUGGGCACACACCAUGUGUCUGGGACAGGAUUGAGCUUUCAGUUACAGCCUCCUUCUCUCUUUCUUCAUGUUGUACAUACCAGUGUGGAUCUAUCCUGUUAGUGCAGCAGAAGGUUACAGGACAUUGAACAGUUUCAGAAAUGUGAAUGCUCUUUCAGGACUCUGUCCAAAGUCCUUUCAAUGGAUCAGGCCUUAAAAAUUACUGGUAAUCAAAGCCAGGUGUUUGAAAGGAGCAGAAUGGCUAUUCCAGCAAAAGCCCCUGUCUGUAUUUACCAGGUUCCACUGGCACCCCUAUGGUUUUCCUAUUCAAGGAUAGAUAUAGUCAGUGUUUGUUCACUUUGCUGGCGAUGUUUCCCAGCCCACCUGGCCUGGUGACAUCCAGGAAUGUAAAGAUAAAUGGUUUCAUCUUCUCCAAAGAUACUUCUAAAACCACAUCCCCAGUUAAAAAGUGACCUCACACAGAGGCAAACAGCCCUGGCCAAUUCCUGACUAUGAGCAGCAUCCUCAGAGCUGGAGCAGCUGUGUGAAGGCUCUUAUGAGCCUGCCUCUGCAGAGCUUUAGGUGAACUAAGCAGUGUGUGAGUGAAUGCAAGUCUCAAUGCAACACUGCCAGGCAUGUAUUAAUUGUUCCUGUUUCAUUAAUAGGGAACUUGAGGCGAAGAGUUGGCCUUUGAAGAAUGUCUUGUAGCAGCACCACAUGUUUAUUAUUAAAGACCAUUCCUAUCUGGUAACUCCAAAUCCCCUCAUCAUUAUUGGGAACAAUGAGCUAGGCAUUUGGAGAGCUUGUGUCCAGGAGAUUCCCAGGAGCUUCCUAAGAGAGCUGCCAUUAAGAAGCUUUAAGGAUAUGUGUUCCCUUAGCUGUAGGCUUGCUCUCUGUGGUGUUUCGGGAUGUUAACUGACAGGAGCAUGCACAUCAGGCAGCGGGUCUGGAUGAGAUCCCUCUUCCUAUUUAACAUGCCUCUACCUGCUGUGUCCUGGCUAGCCUGAGUGCCAUGGCUUGGCACAGAAUUGGAAUACAUGGAAGGAAAGGCAUUUUGCACGCACAACUUUGGGGCUGGUCCCAGUGUAUUAAAAACAGCAAUGCAUUGCUACAGGAGGGUCUGAGGAAGCCAUUGCAGAAUUCCCACAGCUUCCUGCCCAACUGCUGAAAGCAACCACAGUGCCCCUGGUCUUUGGUGAUUACAGCUGUGAUAAAGUCAUGUCUUUGCACCACUGCUGUAUACUGUACCUGAGCUGGGUCCCCUCCCUUAUUCUUUAUAGUUGCUUUGAGGAGAAUCAUAUGACAGCCCAAAGGGCUUCUCCCUUGCUUGAGUCACACUCUGGAAGCAUGGAAAAAGGUGAUCUUCCCAGUGUGGUUUUAGGGAGUGACACACACCACCUAAGCUCUUCUCUCAUUUGCCAGCACUGCCCUCUUAGCUCACCCUCUUCUUUCUUAUAUAAUAUCCCAGGUUCCACAAGGCUGCAGUGUGCUGCAAACACUCCCCCCUAUAGCAGCAGCCCAGUAAAGCUUCAUCCGAGCCUUUUCCUAGGGUAUGGAGUGGGUACUUCAGGCCUGAGCACAGAAAUGUUGCCUUUGUGCUUCCAAAUAUCCUGGUUUCAUCACCCAGAGCCAGGCACACAGGUAGUGACUAGAACUGAUGCUUCUGCCUCUUAAAUCAGUCUUGGUUUCAGUGGUCUUUCCCCUCGUCAAGUCAGCCAUAGACAGUGCAUGGGAAUUCACUUGUUACUCUGUCAUGUGGAAAGUUCUACACAGCCAAAUACUCAGGGCUCAGGUGCCAAAAAGCUUUGCUUUGAGACAAAAAAGUUUCCUACAUCCUAAGCCCACUUCCAGGCUCAGAGCUGGGAGCAAACUCUGGAUCUGUGUCAUUUGCUGCUGUAGAUUCAAUGUGAACCAUGGAUCUUCUUCCCCUUUCCAGACAUAGUUAGGACAAGGGCUAAUAACACAGACAACGUUCAGUGCCUAUCUGCUAUCUAAAUGUAUUUUUCUGCAUGUGCACUUUUGUUUACCGAUCACUGUGUGGUAUGAAUGUGAGCUGUCAGAACCUGGUGUGCACUGGAAGUCAAAGGGCAUCAGCUUCAGAGAGCAGGCAGGCUUUGCAAGAUGCAGUGCUAUAACAAGAGAUAAAUUCGAUGGGGAAUAAACCAGUUCACACUAACAGGAUUAUACACAAACCAGGGCAAACUCUGGGUACAGUUCAUAUCCCAAAGCUGAAGCCAGUCCUAAACUCCAGGAUGAGUAAAUCAAAGCCUGGAACUGAAAACCCAGAAUGAAAACAGGUUAUGGGAUAGCUCAAUCCCCUAAACUAUACACAAAUGCUUUUGCUCUCAUGGGUGUUCUCUUGUGGCAGUGUGUUCUGUGGAUACUCAUCUGGCAAAGUGCUGAUGAAGAUACCCAGAUAUCCCUAUCUGUUACAGCCAAACUUAGAGGAUGUGCUUAUAUUUACUGUAUAUUUUUAUAUUAUACCUAUUCCAAUGAAUAAAUGUCUGACAUUUUAGUGAAUACUCAUCAGUAAGAAUCUUAACAGAUAAAACCUUUUGUAUCUGUUAGGAAAUGGGCAAGUUAAAUCACUUUACAAGCUACAGCUAGUUACUGUAAUUGCUGUACUAACAGAACUUACUAGAUUUGUAUUAUGUCUUGUAAAUAGGUAUAACUUAAGUGGAAUCUCUGUAGCACCCAGUAACUCUACUGCUGAAAAGGCUGUAUUAGAGAUUCUUUGCUUUUAACUGUUUUUUCUAAUAGGGUUAGAAGUUUCAUCCUAAGAUGUCUAGCCCAGAUGUAAGCCUGAUUCACCUGGAUUUUGCAGGAAAAAACCCAUCAUGUUCCAUCUGCACUUUUCCCACUUGUUCUUCAUAUUCUGAUCAUGAGGCAGGCCCUGCCUAGGGCUGGAGAGUGGGUUCUCCUGCAACUGCCCUCUGUUUUUCCAUGCUGCUCUGAAAAUGGCAGUGCUGGGCAUCUCUGACCUUACACAGCAACUCCCAUCUUCAGUGUACAUCCUGCCAUCAUGCACUUUUCUUUUAAAGCUUCCUUUAAUCUUCCAUUUCAACUUCCAUCUAAUUCUGGCUGCACUAAGGCUGUGGGUUUGUGCCUGAAACCCCCCUGGGAAUGGGGCACUGGGGUGUGAGUCUGUGUUUUGGGCUGUGCCACCAGGUUACAUGUCUGUGACAGGAAGGAAGUGAGUCUGCAAGCAAGCAAGUGUGGAUGUCCAUGUGAAAAGCUGCUGCUGCAGCCCGUGGAAAGGCAGCACUUUGUCUUCUGCUUGUAAAGAGCUUUGAGAUUUGGCAAUAAAACCCCCUUUUAAAUACCA